Messenger RNA from Drosophila erecta, 210 nucleotides. RefSeq lists its product as uncharacterized. NCBI's taxonomy places the organism in Eukaryota, Metazoa, Arthropoda, Insecta, Diptera, Drosophilidae. The coding region runs from base 1 to 210 and encodes 69 amino acids. The record is from RefSeq and is a predicted model, not a curated record. The transcript is spliced from 2 exons.
AUGUCCAUGCGUCUGGUUCUAAUUGGUUUGGCCAUCCUGGCAUUGGCCUACGGACAACCUGUUCCAGGAGCUCCAGAAGUCAUUGAAAAUAAGCCCGUACAGGAGAUAAAUUCAGAACAGCCCAUGUAUAAUGCCUACCAGCGGACCCUUUUCCUGCUGCUGCCGCUGCUGUUCCCUAACCAGUUCUAUAUACCGACUACAAGCGGCUAA